ACAAUUUGACAUUGACAUUUCAAUUUGUAAACAUUCCUUCCAGUCGGAAAAAUCGGUAUUUGUAAUGUUUUUCUUCUAAUUUUCCUUACCGGUCGAUCUACAAAACCAAAAUGAUUGUACAAAUAGCAGUGUUAAUCACUGCAGUCAAAAUUAUGUUCAUUCCACUAUAUCAUUCCACCGACUUUGAAGUCCAUAGAAACUGGCUGGCUCUCACCCACAAUUUAUCAACAUCCAAAUGGUACUAUGAAGAAACUUCCGAAUGGACCCUGGAUUACCCCCCAUUAUUCGCGUGGAUGGAAUACGCCCUCUCGCAAGUGGCUAAAUACUUUGACCCUAAAAUGCUGGAGAUCAGUAAUUUGAACUACGACUCUACAGGAACUGUGGUGUUCCAAAGGCUCUCUGUUAUAGCUCUGGAUGUAAUUUAUUUUAUUAGUAUAAAGAGAUGUUCCAACCUUAUAGGCAAUGGGAAGCUCCUGGUGUUCAUACUGCUGGUCUCCAACCCGGGCUUGCUGAUGGUAGACCACAUACACUUCCAGUACAAUGGGAUCUUAUAUGGCAUCCUGCUGCUCUCAAUAUCCAGUAGUAUUAGGAGCAACUUUGUGCAAGCAGCCUUUUGGUUCACAAUCCUACUCAACAUGAAGCACAUCUACAUGUACAUAGCUCCUGCAUUCCUGGUGUUCUUCUUCAGAGCAUAUUGCUUCACGGUGGCGUCCACGGACGGCAAACACAUUGCCUGGUAUUCAUUCUCUCUGUGGAAUCUAAUCAAGUUGGCAUUCACUGUUAUAUUCGUGACUGGUGUGUCCUUCGCCCCAUUAAUGGAUCAUCUACCUCAGGUAAUAUCAAGACUAUUUCCAUUCAAGCGAGGGCUGUGUCACGCAUACUGGGCUCCCAACUUCUGGGCCCCGUACAACCUAGUGGACAAGGUCUUGCAACAUGCAUUGCCAAAGCUCGGGUUCGACGUGGCAACAGCGCAAGCCUCGAUGACGGGUGGCCUAGUACAGGAGUUCGAACACGCGGUGUUGCCAACUGUGCGGCCCGCCGCCACGUUUGUGCUCACCGCGGUGUCGAUGUUGCCAGCUUUAGUACACUUGUGGAAUCUUUGCGCGGAUAAGAGAUAUAGGGGCGUGAAUUUCGUCAGAUGUAUCACCCUUUGCGCCACCUGUUCUUUCAUGUUCGGAUGGCAUGUUCAUGAGAAAGCUAUUCUGAUGAUCUUAAUUCCCUUGAGUUUCCUGUCAGUGCUUGGUGAAGACGAUGGAAGAAUGUUUCUAAUUCUGUCCACAGUGGGCCACUACUCGCUAUUCCCUCUACUAUACCCGACCAACCUACUUGGUAUCAAAGUAAUGAUGUUGCUGACCCACUGUGCAGUGGCUUUCGGGAACCUUCCAUCUCUAUACGAAAAGUAUCCGAAGCAGAAGAAAAAGGACCGUAUUCCUAUAUUAUUGCCGAUGCUAUCGUUUUUCGAAACUAUGUAUAUUUACGGGUUUUUUGUGCUAUUUAUGUAUGAGAAUGUGGUUCACCCGGCUUGGGGUUUGCACAAGACUUUGCCGUUUUUGCCCCUCAUGCUUACCUCAGUUUACUGUUGGGUAGGUGUGUUUUACUUCUGGAUCUCGUAUUAUUACUACUUCUUGACGUUCAAGUUGAGUCAGCCGAUUCCCGCGGCGGCCGAGCCAAAGAAAGUACAAUAAGUUGUUUUAAAACAUGGUUUUACUCUGUUUGUAAUCGAAAAAUGUUACGAGUGUUAGAUUGCUUAUGUUGAGUGUAAUAAGUGAAAGUGUGGAUUUGUAUAGUUACUUGCUAUGCACGCAAAUGGACGAAGAGUCUGAGAGCUAUUUAUGACAUAACUAUGUUGACUGUACUAAUUUCGCGACGGCCACCAAUAAUAAAAUUGUUCAUUAAGAUGUAUUAUUACCUAAAUCAAUCUAAAACGGUAAAGACUGUAAGCAUUUGUUAAUUCUGUGUGGAGAAAAACCAAGACCUCAGCUUCUGCUAGACUGUUAAUUUUAAGUUGAGUGCAAUGUUACAAAAUUAGGUAUAAGUACUUAAUUAUGUAUUUAAAUAUUAUGUACCAACACCUAAUUUAUUAUUUUUACAGGGUGAAUAAAUUCAGUCAUUUGUUA
Messenger RNA from Plutella xylostella (diamondback moth), 2117 nucleotides. RefSeq names its product ALG6/ALG8 family glucosyltransferase xit (gene xit). Gene Ontology annotation, cellular component: endoplasmic reticulum membrane. Gene Ontology annotation, biological process: protein N-linked glycosylation; dolichol-linked oligosaccharide biosynthetic process. Lineage: Eukaryota; Metazoa; Arthropoda; Insecta; Lepidoptera; Plutellidae. Gene Ontology annotation, molecular function: dolichyl pyrophosphate Glc1Man9GlcNAc2 alpha-1,3-glucosyltransferase activity. The record is from RefSeq and is a predicted model, not a curated record.